Messenger RNA from Phytophthora nicotianae INRA-310, 663 nucleotides. RefSeq lists its product as hypothetical. The record is from RefSeq and is a predicted model, not a curated record. Lineage: Eukaryota; Oomycota; Peronosporomycetes; Peronosporales; Peronosporaceae. The transcript has 4 exons. Bases 1 to 663 code for a protein of 220 amino acids.
AUGAUACCGCGCUCGUAUGCAGGUGACGGCGACGGAAAGUGGCUGUUGUUCGCGCGAGAGGAGGCAGUGGAUACGCUUGUAUUUACUGCGGUGGUAACACAUACGACGAAUGUGGUGGCACAGCUCGAAGUGGACGCGGAUGCGCUGAAGCAGCACAGCGAGGAACUGGGGCUCGAGAUGGACGUCCACACAUUCAAGGCACUGCUAGUGAAAGCUCUGGAGCAGUGUGCGUGUGUGGAUGUGGAGAUCGAGACGGAGAGCGAUACGGUGAAGGAGGUUUUCCUGUCGCUUACGUACAAAUUCAGCCCCACGAUCUCUCGAAAGGGAGUUUUUCAGCUGUCUAUAGUGGCCCAAAACGCGCCACAGAGUCUAGUGGAUCUACUAAGUAGCAUCCACGCUAAGCCACCGCAACCAAUGCUGUCAGAGCAGCAGAAAGCAGAUAAAGGGAAGAAAAACAUUGCCGCUACUGCAACUGUGGAGGUAGGAGACCAUAAUACCAGUCUAUUAGGCGGCCAAGAGACCAAGAACGUCUCUAUGGGAUCCCAAAACUCGGAUAAUGGGACGAUUGCAGCAGUAAAUCCAAUGCUGCUCAAGAGGAGACACAUGCCUACUGGAACCACGCGUCGAAGAGGUCCCAAAGGUGCCAAGAUAGCCAAAAAGUAG